AGACUGAUUAGAAAAAUAUUAGCAUAACCAAUUAUUUUACAAAGAGGCUCCCGAAACAAUUAAUUUGUCUUGGUGAUAAAAUAUAGUGUAAUGAGUACAAGACCUUAGAUCACUAAUUGUUGGCAGAGGUCACAGAAGUCAAAAAAGAUAGAGCGGCAAAUAUUAAAACCGUUCCUAGAAGGGCAACUCCUUAUUUGGCAAUUAUGUUACGCAUGGUUCAUUUUUGUCUGCUUCGUGGGAGGUCUAUACGUCAUUAUUCCUCUGGUUGGGCUGCUUUACCAGAGUCUCUUCGCUACUAUCGAUGAAAACACUGUCAGACCGCUCCAGUUCCCCAUGUGGCUACCUAACGAUGACCCUUAUAGGACACCCAACUAUGAAAUCUUCUUGGUCAUCGAAUCAACGCUGAUCUUUUGUUUUGUACAAACUUUUUGUGUAUACAUCUACACGCUGUUACACAUCCUACUGCAUUACUACACAAUAAUGAACAUGAUUAUAAUAGACUUCAGCGUCAUAUUCGAGGGUCUGGACGAAUCCGUGGCUUUACUCCCUCGGCACGAUCAGCGGAGAAGAGAAACUCAACUCAUCCUGAACGCUAGGAUAGCAAAAAUUGUGAGAUGGCAUCUUUCUGUCUUUAAGGCUGUGAGUACGGUGUCCUCUGUGUACGGUCCUCCUCUGGUAUACCAGGUCUCCUUCAGUUCUCUCGCUAUAUGCCUGAUAGCGUACCAGAUUGCAGAGAAACUCGACAACGGCAAAGUAGAUAUUCUGUUUUGCCUGCUAGGCAUUGCAGCGUGCUUGCAACUAUGGAUACCUUGCCAUCUAGGCACCAUGAUUAGAAACAAGGCAUUUGAAGUCGGAGAUGCGGGCUGGACAUGUGGUUGGCACGAGACCCCACUGGGCCUGAUGAUCCGCAAUGAUAUCCUAAUCAUAAUUCUGAGGGCACAGAAGCCUGUCACCAUCAAGUUCACUGGUUUGCCCAGCGUGCAGCUUGAGACUUUCUCCUCCACUAUGAGCUCCGCAUACUCGUAUUUCAACAUGCUGCGACAGUAUAGCAAAUAAUUUAAAAAUUGAACCAGCACCAAAUAAUAUUUAAUUUGAUUAUAUUUAAUUGCUCAUGUUCUUUACGGGUUUUUGUAAGUAGUAUCUA
Messenger RNA from Helicoverpa zea (corn earworm), 1144 nucleotides. RefSeq names its product odorant receptor 85b-like. The transcript has 7 exons. NCBI's taxonomy places the organism in Eukaryota, Metazoa, Arthropoda, Insecta, Lepidoptera, Noctuidae. Bases 334 to 1056 code for a protein of 240 amino acids. Gene Ontology annotation, cellular component: plasma membrane. The record is from RefSeq and is a predicted model, not a curated record. Gene Ontology annotation, molecular function: odorant binding; olfactory receptor activity. Gene Ontology annotation, biological process: sensory perception of smell; detection of chemical stimulus involved in sensory perception of smell.